UCGGCGAAAGUUUUUAUGGAGGCAAGCGGAAGUUCGGAGCUGAAGUCUACGCCCCUUCGUCGGUGAUUGGUCAACAACCCAGUCCACCUUGGUCGUAGUUGCCAGCGUCCAAACUAGGCUGCCACAAGCCGAAAACAUCGCCACACACCCGGGCAGUAGUAGUUUUGAGCAUGGCUAAUUCAACUGGGAACAGUGUCGUACCACCGGGUCAGACAGCGGGGGGAGGCAGCCGUGCAGGAGACGACCAUGUGAACCCAGAGUACAUAGCCUUCGUCCUGGUGCCGGUCUUCUUCCUCCUGGGUCUCCUGGGGGUCUUGGUGUGUCACGUCCUGAAGAGGAAGGGUUACCGCUGCACCACCGAGGCUGAGGAUGAGGAGGCGGCCCGGGUAGCAGAGGCGGAAAAGAAGGAACUGGAGAUGUGUACAGAGCUGAACGACACCUACAGCGAGGACAAUGACGACACCGUGGGAAAGAUUGUUCAUUACAUCAUGAAGAAUGAAGCAAACUCCGAUGCUCUCCAAGCCAUGGUUCCUGAAAACAGCAUAGACUCAGAAGGCCCACCGCUGACUCCCACCCUCCCAGUGACCCCUAUCUCACCUCGUGUCCCGGCGGGACUUGCCAAACACACCUGCGACCACCUGCACACCAUCGGCGGCAUGGGGGGCCUCAGGAGCGUCUGCAACCGCUGCAAUCACAAGAAGUGGCCCCUGAUGAGGCGUGUGUCCGCCAAGAGGAUAGCAGACAGGAGGAGCCACGGAGAGGUCACUGUGUUGGCCGUGGGGAGGUUCCGGGUUACAAAGUGUGACAAGGAGAGGCCCGUCAGAGAAAGGCGGACCAUGCUCAGCACAGACUCCAAUGGGAGCGCGCCCACGGAGAAGGAAGCCUUUGAGAGCAGGACCAUCUCCGAGUCACAUCAGGAGCAGAACGAUGAAGGGGCUGAUCCAAAGUGACAGAAACCAAGAGCAGCGCAUGGCUUCCUGAAGAGAGCCGAGGGGGGAAAUAUGAUCAUUUGCAACACUUUUUAAACCCAGAAUCAGACCGUAGAGAAGCAUCAGUGCGAGAAGAGCAGCAGAGGUAAUCCAGGGGUAAGUCCCUCCCUAUCUGUGCCCCUCCUCCUUUGAUGGUCAGACGAGAGAAGACAGCGGUGUUGAUGGUGAAUUAGAGGAUGAAGAUAAGACAGGAGGUUACUCUCUCUUAUCAAACUGGCCCUCUGUCUCGGGCAAGGUAGCGGAAAAGGGUGUGAAGUAUGGCAUGUUUGAAAGAGCCAUUGUGCAGUUCAUCAGACAGUGAGUCACUGGUAGUGCCCCCACACCCUCUCGUCACCAAAGAUGUGGAAACCACCACCAACGUUAAUGGUCAAAAAAAAAAAA
This is a messenger RNA of Salvelinus sp. IW2-2015, 1370 nucleotides long. RefSeq names its product RELT like 1 (gene rell1). The record is from RefSeq and is a predicted model, not a curated record. Gene Ontology annotation, biological process: positive regulation of p38MAPK cascade. Gene Ontology annotation, cellular component: plasma membrane. NCBI's taxonomy places the organism in Eukaryota, Metazoa, Chordata, Actinopteri, Salmoniformes, Salmonidae.